Messenger RNA from Colletotrichum tamarilloi, 2454 nucleotides. RefSeq lists its product as uncharacterized. Lineage: Eukaryota; Fungi; Ascomycota; Sordariomycetes; Glomerellales; Glomerellaceae. Bases 1 to 2454 code for a protein of 817 amino acids. The record is from RefSeq and is a predicted model, not a curated record. The transcript is spliced from 2 exons.
AUGUCAUGGAUCUCCUCGUCACUCAUCGAAGCCGGUCUUAUGGCCACUACCAAGGUCCAGGCCGAGCGUUCCCCCAGAUCCUCCUCAACACCACCCACACUACCUCAUUUCUCAGUUCCGAAUCACCACCAAGGUGGUGAUAAUUCCGACUUGUCUACCCCAACAGGUCAGAGCAGUGACCUGGGCAACAUUGUCAAGUUGACAGACCAAACUCCCCCCACGCCUUCUAACGACCGUCACGAAAUUCACGAAAUCACGACUCCUUCUGCGCAGCGCCAGCAGCAGCGGAGGCAAGCGCGAAACAUUACCCCAGAUCCAGUCGCUGAGAGACCAACCACUCCAGCUUCGUCCCAACUCUCCCACCGCACCCUUCGACGUACUUCGCGAUCCGUUGCGACCCCAAGUCCUACACCGCAGUCUGCCCGCCAGGUCCACAUUGAGGCCGCAUCAGUAGGUUUCAGUCCCAAACCACAGGUUGCGACCGCGCCUGCGCCUGCGCCCACGCCAACACUUGCGCCUGCCCCGACUUUUAAUUACGAUUACCCUCGAACCGUCGCUCCCCUCGAUCGACGAAAUUCACGUGCGCGAAGAGUUCUCUCACAGGAUCUGAGCGAGGACUUUGACGAAGAGUCCUCCGACGAAGCUCUGUUAUUCCGAGACCCAACAUCAUCGUCUUCUCAUACCCGACGCGAGUCUCACCGACCUCAUCGCGUUUCCAGAAACACUCGCAGUGCCAUCCUCUUCGCUCUUGAGGAGGCGCUUCGGCAACCUAACCUGUUCACGCCCGACGAGAUAGAAGAAGGCGCAUCAAUGGCUGACCUGAUCGGAGGCGGCACUGCCGCUUCCAACGGUAAUGCCUCGGCUUCCACUCGCCAGCGCACCACUGGCGCCCCUAACCCUACCAGCUCGCCUUCUGGAAUUCGUGGUCCUAGAAUGAUCAUGCAGGAGCGCGCUGCUAGAGAGGCAGCCCGUCAGAGAGCCGAACAGGAACAGAUGCAGUUGGAGAGACAGCGAGCCGAGCAGGAAGCUCGCCUAUUGGAGGAGACGCAGAGACGGAAUGCGGAGCGCCGAGCUGCCACCGCCGCUACUGGCGCUGCCGGAGGAGGAACAGCUGGUGGCGCCGCCAACGUGCCCCAGCAGGACCCCACCUCUCACCGGCGACCCGUAGCUACCGAUACCCCACAAACCCGAACCAACCCGGGAGGAAGUUCCCGCCAGCCCACAACGACUCAGCCGCAGACUCGACACGGUCGAACGGCGUCGACGUCUCAGCCCGGCCAGCAACCCUACAGCACAGCCCCUCAGGCCAGCACCACUCAACAGCCUGCUAACACCUCUGUUCAAGGAGCCCAGGAGUCUGGCGCUACGGGAUCGAGACCCAGAAACUCAUUUCCCCACGCGUUUGAGCGUUGGGAAACCUUAUCGGCUCAUUGGGAGGGUCUCACCAGCUUCUGGAUUCGACGACUUGAACAGAACAACCAGGACAUUGAGCGUGAUCCUGUCAACCAAGCGCUCUCUCGCCAGGUCACCGAUCUUACUGCGGCCGGUGCCAACCUUUUCCACGCCGUCGUCGAGUUGCAGCGCCUCCGCGCUAGUUCUGAACGCAAGUUCCAGCGAUGGUUCUUCGAGACCCGGGCUGAGCUGGAGCGUGCUCAGGAGGUCAACGCCAUGUUAGAGUCGGCCCUUGACGAGGAGAGACGUGCUAGAGAGAAUGCUGUUCAGGCAGCUAUCCAGAAGGAGCGUCAGCACUCCGCCAACGAUGAACGCGUCAGGGAGAUGAAGAAGGAGCUCCAGAUCUCCAAAGAAGAGGCCCGCCGCGCUUGGGAGGAGCUUGGUCGCCGCGAACAUGAAGAACGCGAACGGACCCAGUCUCUGCAGAGCGGUCAGCCUACCAUCCUCGGCGGCGUCCAGGUCGUCCCGAUGACGCAGGGUGUUCCCAGUCGCCAUGGCAGCUCCCGUGAGCAAUACGGCGGCCAGCAGGCCGGCUACGCUGGCGAUUAUUCUCAAGCCCCUGGUGGUCAAUCCAUUCCCGCCACGUCCAGCAACCUCUAUCCAUCCGGCGAUCCAGGUCAGGAAGGUGUUACCUACACGGGUGCUGGUUCCGAGGGUGGAUACUCUGAAGGUGAGUACACUAUCGAUGCGCAAGGCCACUUCGUUCGCGAUUCCCAGGGAAAUAAGGUUCCCUUCAUUGCUCCACCUUCCCCAGUUUCUGACGAAGGUAUAGAAGAGUAUGAAACCCCAGCGACGAACCCUCCCAGUGCCGGUUACCUGCAGACCCCCACCACGUCUGCUGGAGAACAGCAGCAGGGAACAGCCCAAGACUAUUCCGGCUCGGGCUAUGCUGCUCCAGGUUGGGAGACUGUCCCCAGGCAUCAUCACCCGACCCGCCUGAGCGAUGUCAUGGAAGAGGAUGAGCGCAGCCGCGCCAGCAACAGUCAAGUGGGCCGACACUAG